Messenger RNA from Belonocnema kinseyi, 807 nucleotides. RefSeq names its product vacuolar protein-sorting-associated protein 25 (gene Vps25). Gene Ontology annotation, biological process: protein transport to vacuole involved in ubiquitin-dependent protein catabolic process via the multivesicular body sorting pathway. Bases 111 to 638 code for a protein of 175 amino acids. The transcript has 4 exons. Gene Ontology annotation, cellular component: ESCRT II complex. NCBI's taxonomy places the organism in Eukaryota, Metazoa, Arthropoda, Insecta, Hymenoptera, Cynipidae. The record is from RefSeq and is a predicted model, not a curated record. Gene Ontology annotation, molecular function: structural molecule activity; protein homodimerization activity.
CGUCGUCUGCUUGAGUGAAAAAUCUCGUGAACUGUCAAAUUUGUUGACGAAUUUUUAGUGUCUUUUUUUGGUGUAAAGAAAGCAUAAAUUUUAUAAGUUUUUAUUUCAUAAUGACUGAAAUAGACUGGCCUUGGCAGUACAGUUUUCCACCUUUCUUUACACUUCAACCGCAUUCAGAGACAAGGGCUAAACAAUUAUCUGCUUGGAAAAAUUUAGUUUUGGAAUAUUAUCGUGUGACAAAACAAGCAAUUGUUGAUAUUCGAGAAGUGCAGUCCAGCGCAUUGUUUAAUAAUACCUCUAUCAACAGAAAAUUACCUUCAGAGGUUGUUCUGAUUAUUCUGGAAGAAUUGGCUAAAUCAGGGAAUGCAUCUCCCUUGGAUAAAUCGAAACAAAGGUGGUUGGUUUACUCGCACACGUUAGAAGAAUGGGGAGAAAUUGUCUAUAAUUGGGCUCAGGAAAAUGGAUUUGUUGGAUCUGUGUGUACUCUUUUUGAAUUAACUCAAGGAGAAGAUACAGUCAACCAGGAAUUCUAUGGACUCGACACGGAAGUUUUGAUCAGGUCGUUGAGAACGUUGGAGAGUUCGAAAAAAGCUGAAUUAAUCAUGUUUGACGAGCAUCAGGGCGUUAAAUUCUUUUAAUCCUAACUAAGUAUUAAGGUAAUUUUUCACUCAAAUUUACGAAUGGAACACUUUUUGAUGAUAUUCGAAAGUUUUAAGUGCACAAUUAUAAUCAAAAAGCUUCUGCAUUUACUGUAAAUUUUGCGAUAAAAAAUUUGGUAAAUGUUUCAUCGAUAUGUUAUAAAAUGGA